Messenger RNA from Drosophila busckii, 2095 nucleotides. It is a transcript of the gene TBPH, whose product is annotated as TAR DNA-binding protein 43. The transcript is spliced from 6 exons. Bases 254 to 1960 code for a protein of 568 amino acids. Gene Ontology annotation, biological process: regulation of gene expression. NCBI's taxonomy places the organism in Eukaryota, Metazoa, Arthropoda, Insecta, Diptera, Drosophilidae. Gene Ontology annotation, molecular function: RNA binding. The record is from RefSeq and is a predicted model, not a curated record. Gene Ontology annotation, cellular component: nucleoplasm.
GAAAAAUGGUGUAUUUGACUAAUAAAAGUUUUCUAAAAAAGAAAUUGUAAAUAUUCUUCCUAUUUAUAACGCACUAAUUGAGAAGUGGAUGACAUAUUGACCUGAAGUGUGUUGUGUCCGAGAAAACGAGCGUGAAAAGAAGUGACUACGAUUUCUGCUUGACUGUGUGUGAAUCGUGUGAGAGAGCGAGCGAGCAAGCGUUAAAAAGGAAUUGUUACAACAUAAAAUAUUACCAUUUUGAUAGCCAAUAAAAAUGGAUUUUGUGCAAGUGUCCGAGGAGGAAGGGGAUGAGCCAAUUGAGCUGCCCGCUGAAGAGGAUGGCACAUUGCUUUUAUCAACACUUCAAGCCCAAUUUCCUGGCUCCUGUGGGCUUAAAUAUAGAAAUAUGGACACCAAAGCUGUGCGAGGCGUGCGGUCAAAUGAAGGCCGACUCUUUCCGCCCAGCGCUGAUUCGGGUUGGGGAGAGUAUAUCUACUUUUGUGUCUUUCCUAAAGGUAUACCAAAUUUGAGCAGCUCUGCCGAAGAAAUCGACAGUCCUUAUCGCCCCAUAUUGCCUCCCAUAGAGAACAAACGCAAGAGCGAUGAUAACUUGGAGAAUUCAACGGCAAAAACAAAACGCAUUGAAACCCGUCUUCGUUGCACCGAUCUUAUUGUAUUGGGUCUGGCUUGGAAAACAACAGAGGAAAGCUUGCGAGAAUACUUUGAAAGCUAUGGUGAAGUGCUUAUGGCGCAGAUUAAAAAAGACGUCAAGUCGGGGCAGUCGAAAGGUUUCGGAUUUGUACGCUUUGGCUCAUACGAGGCACAAAUGCGCGUGCUUGCCAAUCGUCAUCUUAUCGACGGCAGAUGGUGUGAGGUCAAAGUGCCAAACUCAAAGGGUAUUGGUCAUCAGGUGCCUUGUAAAGUAUUCGUUGGACGCUGCACUGAAGAUAUUAAUUCUGAUGACUUACGCGAUUACUUUUCAAAAUUUGGCGAGGUCACCGAUGUCUUCAUACCACGACCUUUUCGGGCAUUUAGCUUUGUCACUUUUCUAGAUCCUGAUGUGGCACAAUCUCUAUGCGGGGAAGAUCAUAUAAUUAAAGGAGUCUCAGUGCACGUAUCGAAUGCUGCUCCUAAAGCCGAACAAAAUCGUCAUCAAGGGCCAAGUUACAACUAUAACUCUGGGAGUAAUUUCGGAAUGCAUUCGUACCACCCGCAGGGAAACCACAUGAACUCUGGCCGAAGCGGACACCACAGAGGUAAUAACCAACACAUUGCACACGGAGGUGAUAACACUGCAAUCGGCAAUAGUCACAGCAACAUGGGCAGUGGUGGCUACGGCAUGGGUGGCAAUAAUUUUAUUGGCAAUUCGGGGGGGGGCAGCUACGGGAAUAGUAGUAAUCAUAAUCACAAUCAUAAUCAUGGUCACAAUAGUGGAGGGAAUAUGAAUCGCCCUGAUGGCAUUCCCUAUAAUAGGCAGUCAAAUUUUCAUGGCAUGAACCAGCCGCAUAAUGGUAACGUAGGUAAUGGUGGCUGGAUGAGCAGGGGACAUUUGGAUAUGCCUAACCUCCAGGCAUUAGGCAUUAAUUCUCAAGGAUCAAGCUCUUCAAAUCAAGGGCAAAACAUGAGCAACCCUUUAGGCGUCGGACUUAAUUUAAACUCAUUGCCGAUGAACCCUGCUUUGGUUGCUGCUGCGUUGAAUCAGUGGAGCCUUCUUGGCAAUCAGCUGCAAAAUCAAAACCAGGAUCAGCAGGGAGGAAAUUUUUUAUCCUGGAUGGCCCAAAACGGCGGAGGCGGACACAAUUCAUGUAAUAUCGGUAACUCAGGCGGACGCAAAGGAUCCAAUAACCCAAACAAUUCUGGCGCCGGUGGAAUGAAUAUAAAAGGAGACAAUUCCGGCUCUAAUGAUCAGAAUGGUGGCAACUCUUGGUCAAAUCAAAGCAGUGGUUCCCAAAACUCAGUGGACAAAUCCAAUUUUCUCUAAGUAUUUUAUAUUUAACUGCAUUAUUUACCAAUUUGUUUGGUACUAAAUACUUAGCUAUUCCUACCUUAAUAUGUGUACAUAUGAACAAAUACAAAAAUAUGUCAACAUGAAAUAGAAAGUUAACUUAUCUAUCAA